Messenger RNA from Nilaparvata lugens (brown planthopper), 1345 nucleotides. RefSeq names its product alsin-like. NCBI's taxonomy places the organism in Eukaryota, Metazoa, Arthropoda, Insecta, Hemiptera, Delphacidae. The coding region runs from base 450 to 1115 and encodes 221 amino acids. The transcript has 6 exons. The record is from RefSeq and is a predicted model, not a curated record.
GAUAGCUCAAGUUAAUUUUAUAGUUUAUAAAAAUAUAAUAGUUGUUAUUGAUCAUAAUUAUUAACGAUCAACGAUUAACGAUAAUCAACGAUCAACUUUAUAAAACUCAUUGUUGGAAGGAACGUAUUGAUGAAACUAAAAUUCGGAAUUCACUUGACUACAUUCAAUUUAUGGAACUUCAAAGUGUAAAAAAAUGUUUUAUAAAAUGUAUUAGUAUUGAAGUCUUGAAUAGUUGUUAUUGAUAAUUAUUAACGAUCAACGAUUAACGAUAAUCAACGAUCAACUUUAUAAAACUCAUUGUUGGAAGGAACGUAUUGAUGAAACUAAAAUUCGGAAUUCACUUGACUACAUUCAAUUUAUGGAAUUUCAUGGUGUAAAAAACUGUUUUAUAAAAUGUUUUAGAAUUGAAGUCUUGAAUGUGGUGGCUGAGUUGAUAAUAUUCAGUGAAAAUGGUUGACGGAUUAGAUAUUGAGUUUGUCUCGUUAGUGCAAUAUGGUGAAAAAAGGACGCCACAACGACGUCUACUGCGCGAUUCCAAGACGCAUGCGCUGACCCUGCACAAUGCCUCUCGAUUCAGUAACCACUGGUUCAUACUUCUGUCGGAUGCAUUUGUGCACAUUUCGGGCGCCACGCAGACCAUCCACUCGCUCGACACUCUGUGGGUCGAACCUGCUCAGGAUACCGAUAAUUCACAGAACGGGCUGCUAAUAACCACACCGGAAGACAGCCUUCAGCUGGUGGCGCCAUCUGCCCACGAGAAGGUGGACUGGAUGGUGGCGUUGCAGGAUGCUCUCAAGAAGAGGUUGAGCCGAAGUCCGGUGCCUACUGUUAGAAACGCCUCCUAUACGUUCACCAAACAUGCACCUACAAGGAUGCCACCUAUAUGGGCCGUUGGGUGUCGGGCAAGCUGGAAGGCAAGGGCAGACUGGAAUGGACGGAUGGGCGCUGGUAUGUGGGUAUGUUCAGGUGCAACCAGUUGCAUGGGCCCGGACGCAUGCACACGCCCAACCACUGCGAGUAUGACGGACAGUGGCGAGACGGACUGCAGAACGGAUACGGAUGCACCAAAUACCAGAACGGUGACGUGUAUGAAGGCUACUACAAGGACGGUCUAGCCUGUGGCUACGGCACAUUGAAGAGCGGUCAUUUCAUGACGAAUUCGGCCUACACAUAUUGCGGCGAGUGGGUGGCCGGCCAAAAGCAGGGCUAUGGUGUUAUGGAUGACAUCACCACUGGGGAGAAAUAUAUGGGCUGCUGGAAUAAUAACGUGCGAAACGGCAAUGGACUGAUUAUAACAAGGGAUGGCAUCUAAUAUGAAGGCAUUUUCUCUCAAAACGAGUUGACU